This is a messenger RNA of Nelumbo nucifera (sacred lotus), 2257 nucleotides long. Lineage: Eukaryota; Viridiplantae; Streptophyta; Magnoliopsida; Proteales; Nelumbonaceae. The record is from RefSeq and is a predicted model, not a curated record.
GGGAAUCACUACAAGAGCCCGUGGGCUUUAAAAGUGCAAUUCGUAGGCUUGUUUGCAUCCGUCCAAUGAAAUCAUUUCAUUUUGGUUUUAAAUAAUGAAAUAUUGGCAGGGUUUUCCAAACCAUCUUGACUUGGGUUGAUAAUUCCAGAAUAUGUCGUGCCAAGAUGAGCUUAAGGCUGUGUAUGGUUUGAAAGAAAAAGGUAGAGAAACCUAUAAAACUGAAGGAAUGUUCUUACCAAAUUUUGUGAAAAGAAUUUUCUCUUUUUCCCUUAUUUUCUAUCGAAUCAAACACAGGUUUAAGUUUAUAAAAUGAAAAUAAAUAAAUGAUUUCAAAAAUAUGCUACUUUAUAAUUUUUUACCGUUGGUCCAAUUGGAAAAAAAUCAUGAACCGGUCCAUCAGGCGGUUUGAUCAUGCCCUAAAAACCGGGGGUGAUAAAAACCGGACAAUUAGUCAAUCCAAUUGGGGAACUGAUGAACCAGUCCCAGUUCCACUCAAUUGUCUUAUUGAUUUUUUUUUUUUUUCAAUCUAUGCAUCCCAAGGCGCCUUGGCCCCCUGUUUCUGCCAAAAAUGCCAUUUUGCCACAAAUAUUAACUUUCAAUAUAAAAAUUAAAAUUAAAACCAAACGUAUGCGUUAUAGCAAAAUAGAAUUAUAUAUUAUAAAUAUUAUAUAUCAUGAUGUCAUGGGUUGACUAAUUCGGGUUCGCAUCCGCCCCCCAAAAACGUUCCACGCGCGUGAGUGAGCCGCGUGUCUUCUUACACACGGAUUAGAGGGACUCGUGAGCUAACCGUGUUUCCUCUCGCCCAAAAGGUCAUCUUUCUCUUUUCAGAACACUUCAACCCUUUGAGUUCCGCAGGUCGACGCGCUCACUUCAACCUUCCACCUUCUACUCUCAGAACUGAAAUCCGCCGGAGAUUGUACCCCUUUGAAUUCCGUCGGUCGACGCCGACGACCAUUCUGAAAGCGAAGCAUUUUUAACAGUGAAAAACGACGAAGAAGAUGUCCACUCAAACGCCUUGUUACAGGUCCCCUGUUAUAUCCAUUUCCUCAGUUUUCAUGAACCCAUUUUGCCGUUUGUUUUUCUUGCUUCAAAACCUACAUAAUCAAUCAAAAACAACCAAGUUGUUCAUUGAAAAAAAAAAUAGAUUUUUCUUUCGAGUAGGCGAAGAUAGUUUAAAUUGAUUGAAAGGGCAGUCUUUGAUGCCGUUAUUCUGUGCAAGCCACGCAACACAACUCCCACAUAAUUUGGUAGUGAGAAGAAAGAAUCUCACAUCUAAGCAUGUAAGCGUUCUGCUAUUAUCCAGUAGUAAAUGCUGCCUAGCCGCCUCUUCCAGCAAGGUGGGUCUCUCAGAAAACGCUGCUUCUCUUUCAGGAACUUCUCCAUCGAUCAUGGAGGUCGAAAAGUUGGGGAUUAUAUCCUCUGAAAUAGAGGAAUAUUCAACAGAAUUGGAUGUUGCUGUUAGAAUCGUCCAAAUGGCUUGCUUUCUCUGUCAGAGGGUGCAGGAGAGCUUGAUUCCCAAGGGCAAUAAUCAGGUUAAAUCCAAAGAUGAUAAUUCUCCGGUCACAGUUGCAGGUAGAUUUAUGGUUUUGGUCAAUGGAAGAGACAGAAGUUGCAGAUGUUGCAGCGGUUCUAACUUGUUGGCGUCGACCCGGCGGAAGAAGGGGGCUCUCACUCCGGCAAAGAUGAGAAAAAAAAAACAAAAAAACAUAAAAAAUGAGAAAAACUUACCUCCGGUAAAUAAAUCUAUCGGAGUGAUCGUCGGCGUCAACCGGCGGAAUUCAAAGGAAGCAAUCUCCGGCGAGUUUUUAGAAGAUCGGAUUGAAGUGUUCUGAAAUGAGAAGGGUGACCUUUUUAGGCGAGAGGACACACGGUUAGCUCCGCACGAGUCCCUCAAAUCCGCGUAUAGGAAGACACGAGACGCACUCACAGCGCGUGGGACGUUUUUGGAGGGCAAAGUUUUGUGAGGGGCGGAUGCGAACCCGACUAAUUCGAGCUGAGCAGUUGAACCGCUGACCUGAGACAACAGUGGUUCAUCUUCCCAUAUGGUUCUCUAAACAUUGGUUGCACGUGAAAUGGAUGUGUUGGGUGAUUUUCCUUUUUUUCAAAAAGUAGAUACUAAUUGUAGGAAAUACAACAUUAUUCCUAAUUUGCAUGAACUUAUUUUCUGAAAAGGAGAUUAGCCCUCUUGAAGGGUCAUUGCUUAAUGUAAUGGUAAAAUCUUGAGCUGAUAAAUAAGAGAACGAGUUUUGAGUUGGCA